Gossypium raimondii (Peruvian cotton) is the source of this 360-nucleotide messenger RNA. RefSeq lists its product as uncharacterized. The coding region runs from base 1 to 360 and encodes 119 amino acids. Lineage: Eukaryota; Viridiplantae; Streptophyta; Magnoliopsida; Malvales; Malvaceae. The transcript has a single exon. The record is from RefSeq and is a predicted model, not a curated record.
AUGGAGUCCAACCGGAAGCACCGAGGGUUCAUCAAGUCAAAGCUGACGCCGUUCUACAGAGCCGCCAAACCAGCUUUAUCGGCGAUGCCGUACACCACUAAGGUAAAACCAAACCAGGCUUCUUCUACGACAGCUUCGCUCAGCUUCCACGACUACAAAAUUUCGCAACCGAAGCAGGUUUCGUUUUUCGUACCAGCAGCUGAUAAGAAGCGAGAAAAUUUAAGCCAAAUCGACACCUUCUUCGGAUUUGCUGGUGAUGAAGCUGUUGAUAUCAAAGCUUCAACUUACAUCUCUUCGGUUCAAGAACGUUUCAAGCUUGAACGAAACUCUGAACAAGUUAUGCUCCAAGAAACUCACUAG